AGUGAUAAUGACAUUGGCAUUGCUAUUUGUCACGCGAUGUUCCUAUUGAAAUAUUUUUUAUCACAAAUUAUGGCAAUAAGUGUAUCUUCUCUAAUUUACGCAUGCAAUUGAUCAAUUUGUAGAUUUUCGUGGUAAACAGUGGAUUUGAACGUGACAUUUCAUUCAUCUUAACCAUCAUACACUGACGAGGAUUUUGUUAAUUUAUCGCGUUCGUGUUUCGUCGAUUAUUUUGUUGAGAUAACUGUUUGUUUCAGUUUGAUAUUGGUUACCAUGAUAAGAAUGGGUACUACCUGAAUACAAACAUCAUUGUGCAAUACAAAUUUAAUUAAUUUUAGUGUAAUUGUGAUGGAAAGGGUUGGUGGCAAUUUUUCCGAUAUGAGUCGUAGAGCCGGGGAGUUCUUGCGGCGACUGAACAGAAUAGCCGAUGGGCCGAUGACGAGAAAGAAAUUAGUUAUCAUAUGCCUUUUUGUCAUCUUCUUCGUAUUGUACAUGGGUCCUGGUUUAAUGAAUUGGUUACUAGGCUCCGAGAGAGCCUUUGGUAACCAGAACGAAUGUCAACAUAGUGCUUUGCUGCCCUUUGAGAGUGCUUUGAACGAAUACGAUGCUCAUUUAAGGCAGGAGACCUCUGCUACUAUGUCCUCACUUGGUCAUAACUUUGUACCAUACGUUGGCAAUGGAUACUUAGGAUUAGCACUGGAACAUGACUCGUAUUUAAAUAUUAAAUAUGGACGCACACUCUCAAUGCCAGUAUACUAUCAUCCACUAUACAUUAUAAAUGACUAUGAAAUGAAAGAAUUCACAGUGGCAGAGUAUAAAAAAGGUAUAGUUCACAGAUUCCAGUGCAGCAAUACUGGUUUACAAAUUUCUUACCAAUAUUAUGCUCACAGGACAAUACCUUCACUUUUCGUCCAAGAGAUAUUAAUAAGUAAUCCAACUAAUAAAGAAAAGGUAUUGAAAAUGUCUGUGCCUCGAGUAUCUGACUGGCCAACAUCAGUUAAACAAACAAUCAAGUUGCAUCAAGGUGUGGACUCUAAAGAUUAUGAAGUCAUAACUGGAAUGAUACCAGUACCUCAGAGUGAAAAAGUUGUUGCUGCAACUGUUGUAUCAAGAAAAAUGUCUGAUAGCAUUAGAGUUGAAGCUAAAGAUGCACUCGAACUUCUGAUUUUCACAACGAUUAAAUAUAGCAAAGCAACAUCAAAGUUAGAUUAUGCAAAGCAAAAGGACAUUGUAGAGAAAAAAGCCAUUGAUGAAAUGGAGAAAGUCAUUGCACAGACUGGUGACAUUACUGCAGUUAGAAAACUUAAAGAAAAUCAUGCAAGAGUAUGGCAGGGUCUAUGGGACACAGGUUUUUAUAUUUCAGAUUCAAAAGCUGAUGGUGUUAUCAAUGGAGACCAUAUUAAUGCUACAAUAUAUGCAAUUCUCUCGCAAGUGAGAAGCUUCGAACAUGAGGAACACAUAAAACCAAGUGUAAGAUCUGAAAUUCUUCGUAUUCUCACGUAUGCAGAAGGCUGUUAUGGAGGUCAUUCUACUUUAGAUGCGUUAAAUUUGUGGAAACCACUUAAUUCACUAGCAAAUUUAAAUACUAUAGCUAGUAUUUGGCUGUUGACUUUAGAAAAACAAGGCUGCUACAAACUGAUGAACGCAGGAGCAAGUGGUGUGAAUCAAGCGAUGAUCCUAAGCUUUGGCAGUCUACGUUUCAGCAAUCAGCAUUUAGAAUACAAUAUACAUCCAUCUAAGCUGCAUAGAGACUUCCUAUUCCGUCGUUUGAAUUAUGGAAAUAUGACACAUGUGAAUAUAAGUGUUAUACUGCAAGAGGAUAACAAAGCAGCUAUAUUUGUGGCUUUAGACCGUUCAGACAGAACAUACUAUGCUUGCGAUGCGGGUUGUUUAGAUUCUCCUGUUCAGUUGGGCCCAUACAGAAAAUAUUUCCCAGUGAAAUUGACAGAACCAUUGACUGCAAUAUUGUAUGUAACUGCUGAUAAACAGCACAUGGAAGAGUUGAGGCAUACAAUCCAUGUAAAAGAGGUUGUGGAAGCACCAGCCCACGAACACCAUGUCAUAGCUAUGCACAAACAUGGGCACAGUUUGGGUGGACUCAAUCCUUUAUUCUGGAUAUCUAUCAUAGCGUUAAUUGUUGUCUUCCACCUAUUCCUAUGCAGAAUCAUUAUGAAUGAAUUUUGUGACAGUGGUGUAAAUUAUAAGAGACUUUAUAACAAACCUUGAAGAGUUUUUAUCAAAUGCCUUAUUGAAGUGCUUAGAUGGUUGCACCAUCACUGUCCAUUGACGCUUGACUGAUUUUGUAGGCUUUUUUUUACAAACAUGCGUAAGGCCAACUGUUUUGUAGUUUUGCACUGGUUGCAAAUUUGUGGGUGUAAUUAUACAAGAUUUCUUUGAAGAUAAAUAAUUGACAAAAUAGUAACAUGUGAGAUGAACCAGGCUUAUGAUCGUAAAAGCAAACAAUGUCCAAGAACCAAGGUUCCAUAGUUAAAAUGUGUAAUUUGAACAGAUGUCUGCAUACAUUUUAAAUCUUCAUUUUGAUCUUAUGUUUAUGCUUGCUUCACAUUGUUAAUUUAUCUUUAUAUUAAGGGGAUGAUGUCAUAAAUGCUUAAAUAAUUUUAUUUAAAAUCAAAAUAUUAUUUUAUAAACAAGUUUGCUGCUAAAUUACCUAUGGUUAUUAGGUAAUGUAAAUAAGUAGUCAUUAAUACUAUUGGAAAUAAUAAAGAAGGUUGGCUUAUUGUCAAUGCUAUUUUAAUGUAUUCAAAUCUUAUCAUUUCAAGUUUUAUUCGAUUUUAGAAUGAUAACUUAGAUUUUAUUAUUAAUAAUAUUUCAACUCCAGCAAUAAUAUUUUCAGUUAUAUUUUCUAUUGUUUUAUGUAAAACACAUUUCCAUAAUACAAAAUUAAUAAUACCUUGUUUUAUCAGUAUUUUGGGUGUGUAUGAGUAUUUUCAACAAAUUUAUUAAUUAUUUAUUUUAGUCAAGGGACUUCCCCUAAAUGUUGGACUGUACAUAUUCGUAAAGUUACUAUUGUUAUAAUGUUUAAGAUGGUGGUAUAUAUUUUUGAAAAAAAAAUAAACUAUCAUUUGUAAUGUUCUCAUAUGUUUAUUUCUUUCAAUAAAAUUAUUCAUUGAUAACUUAGGUUUCCCACUAUAACAAUCCAACUUGAACAAUACUCCUAUGGCUUUGAUAUUCCUAUUUAAAAUGAUCAAUUCUCCAAUUUCUUUACUUCGCUGUCCCCAUUUUAUUUCGUAUGGAGCGCAAGCGGUUAUUUUGCGAUUUAUUUGGACGCGGCAAAAUAACAUAACAGGAGUGGGGGGAGGUAUCCUUGUACAGUUGUACCUUGUGAAGUAUUUCCAUCAUAGUUGAGCCAUUCAUAUGGUUCGACCAUAUGAAUGGCUGGAACAGCAAAAAGAAUCUGCAAUUGAUUAAAUUUUGCCCGCGUCCAAAUCGUCAGUCAGUCUUUUUAAUAAGGAAUACUCGCGUAACAUUUCUGAUGACGGGAAAAUAUAAUUUAGG
Molecule: messenger RNA, 3513 nt
Organism: Chilo suppressalis (striped riceborer)
Lineage: Eukaryota; Metazoa; Arthropoda; Insecta; Lepidoptera; Crambidae
Source: the annotation of a GenBank genome assembly